ACUCGACAACACUUUUGACGAAACCACUCUGGUAUUUAUCAAAACCUCUCCUUUUACCUGGGGAGAUCCUUCCACUUCCCAAUAAUAACGAUAUAGUUUUUUUUUUUCUCAUUUGCCAAACAAAGAAAUACUAAACAUAAAUAUCCAAAAAUAUAUACACAUACACACAAGAAAGAAGAAGAACAAAUUAAUAUGGGUAGAGGAAGAGUACAAUUGAAGAGAAUUGAGAACAAAAUCAAUCGUCAAGUAACUUUUUCAAAGAGGCGAUCUGGUUUGCUGAAAAAAGCUCAUGAGAUCUCUGUGCUUUGCGAUGCUGAAGUUGGACUCAUUGUUUUUUCAACUAAAGGAAAACUCUUUGAGUAUUCCACCGACUCUUGCAUGGAAAGGAUUCUUGAAAGGUAUGAAAGGUACUCAUAUGCUGAAAGGCAGCUUAAUGCUGCUACUGAUAUUGAAACCCCGGGGAGCUGGACUUUGGAACAUGCUAAGCUUAAGGCCAGACUUGAGGUUUUGCAAAGAAACCAAAAGCAUUAUGCAGGAGAAGAGUUGAACACAUUGAGUAUGAAAGAGUUUCAGAAUCUGGAACACCAGCUCGAUUCUGCUCUUAAGCACAUUCGAUCAAGAAAGAACCAAUUGAUGCAUGAAUCCAUUUCUGCGCUGCAAAAGAAGGACAAGGCAUUGCAAGAACAAAAUAACAAUCUUUCAAAGCAGGUGAAGGAAAGGGAGAAAGAGAUGUCCCAACAGACUCCGUGGGAGCAACAGAGUCAUGAUCAUCUCAAUUCAUCUUCGUUUGUUUUGCCACACCCCUUUAACAACCUUCACAUGGGGGAAGCAUACCCAACUGCAGGAGACAAUGGAGAAGUUGAAGGAUCAUCGCGGCAGCAACAACAAAACACUUCUUCUGUGAUGCCUCCAUGGAUGCUUCGCCAUCUCAACGGUUGAAUUAAAACUUAUUAAGUAUAAACCAAGCGGACAAUAUUAUGCUAUGUUAUGUUAUCUAUUAAUCAGAUAUAGUAUAUAUAUGUAUGUUACAUAUUAGACAAACACAACUUUCAUAUCUAGUUAAUUGUGUAUUGUGUAUAUAUGGCUGUUGUGUAACAAUAUCCAGAAUAUAUUGUAGUAGUACUAUAUA
Solanum tuberosum (potato) is the source of this 1129-nucleotide messenger RNA. RefSeq names its product agamous-like MADS-box protein AGL8 homolog (gene FUL2). Gene Ontology annotation, biological process: positive regulation of transcription by RNA polymerase II. The record is from RefSeq and is a predicted model, not a curated record. Lineage: Eukaryota; Viridiplantae; Streptophyta; Magnoliopsida; Solanales; Solanaceae. Gene Ontology annotation, cellular component: nucleus. The transcript is spliced from 8 exons. The coding region runs from base 193 to 939 and encodes 248 amino acids. Gene Ontology annotation, molecular function: DNA-binding transcription factor activity; RNA polymerase II transcription regulatory region sequence-specific DNA binding; protein dimerization activity.